Messenger RNA from Capsicum annuum, 1227 nucleotides. RefSeq names its product receptor kinase-like protein Xa21. The transcript is spliced from 3 exons. Bases 1 to 1227 code for a protein of 408 amino acids. Gene Ontology annotation, molecular function: protein binding. The record is from RefSeq and is a predicted model, not a curated record. NCBI's taxonomy places the organism in Eukaryota, Viridiplantae, Streptophyta, Magnoliopsida, Solanales, Solanaceae.
AUGGAGUUAUGGAUGGAGAUAAACAAGAUUAACGGAUCUGUCCCAAUCUCCAUAUUCAAUAUCUCGUCGCUGCAAAUUUUGUCACUGGCGGUGAACAAUCUUAAUGGAUUCUUACCACGCGAUAUUGGCAACUUAACCAAGAUGAAAUUUUUAUAUCUUCAAGAAAAUAGGUUUACCGGUGAAAUUCCUAACAAAAUAAGCAAUCUCGUUGUGUUGGAGAAACUUAAUCUUCAAUUUAAUAGUUUUAGUGGUUCACUUGAAAUGGAGACCUUCAACAUAUCAGGGCUGAGAGUGAUAAGUUUAACAACUCUAUCUCUAUAUUUGAAUCCUUUAAACGGAAUGCUUCCUGCCUCCUCAGGGAACCUUACCACAUCUCUUAGUACAUUUUUAGCCAUCAGUUGUAAAAUCCAAGGGCGAAUUCCAGAUGAAGUUGGGAACUUAAGCAGCUUAUUAGACCUUGAUCUUUCUGGAAACAACUUGGCUGGAUCAAUUCCCAUGUCGAUCGGCAACUUGAGAAACUUGCAGGGCUUGUUCUUGAGUAGUAAUAAACUUACAGGAUCUAUCGUUGAUAAUAUAUGUAAAUUGCAGCGCUUGGAUGUCAUCAACUUGACUCAAAAUCAACUUUCAGGUUCUCUUCCUAGUUGUUUAGGAAAGGUUACUUCCCUUAGAGAGAUACAUCUCGGUUCCAACAAAUUGAGUUCCAAUAAACCACCAAGAUUAGGGAACCUUCAUGAUCUAGUGGUUCUUGACUUAUCGUCAAACAACAUGGUAGGUUCUUUACCUCGAGAAAUUGGAAAUCUAAAGGCUGCGACACUGAUAGAUCUAUCGAUGAAUCAAUUCUCAAAUGAAAUUCCAAGAGAAAUUGGAGGGUUGCAAAAUUUGGCACACCUUUCUCUGAGACACAACAAGUUGCAAGGAUCAAUACCUGACUCAAUGAGCAACAUGGUAGGUUUGGAAUUCCUAGACCUUUCUUACAAUAAUAUAUCUGGAACUAUUCCCAAGUCAUUGGAGAAACUUCAAAACUUGAAGUAUUUCAAUGUUUCUGUCAACAAAUUGUAUGGUGGAGUACCCUCCGAGGGUCCUUUCAAGAACCUUUCGAGUCAGUUUUUCAUCAACAAUGAAGCAUUGUGUGGUUCUUCAAGAAAGCAUUGUGUGGAUCUUCAAGAUUUAGUGUCCCGCCAUGCCCCACUUCAUCAAAGCACAGAUCAAAUAGGAAAAAAUUGCUAG